AUGAACGGCGGCAGCGGCCUCAAGCGGAUGGUGCGCAUCGAAGAGGGUCAACACUACUUCCUCGAACCCAACGACGAGCUGCCGUACAAGUUACUUCGCAAUCUGGGGCAAGGGGGAUUCGCCAACGUGGAAGAGGUCGAGGACCGACAUACUGGCGUGGUCUUGGCCUGCAAGGUCUUCAAAUUUGGUGGCUCUUCAGUUGAGAGACAACGCCUUUUUGACAACGAGGUUAAGGUCAUCCGACGGUUAGCUCCACAUCACCACAUCACUCGGAUCUUUGCGACAUACGUAGGAAGGCGUCAAAUAGGUAUCUUACUGACACCAGUCGCCGAUCGCGGCUCGCUGGAAACAUUCCUUCAGGACGCUCAUGACGGUCUCUUUACGGGGACUGAGUUGAAUACCUUGUACAAUUCGUUUGGGUGUCUUGCUAGUGGCUUACAGUUCAUGCACGCUCAAAAAGUGCGACACAAGGACAUUAAGCCAUCCAACAUCCUGUGCAGCUACGCGCAGCAUUACGACAGGCCGCCCAACGUCCAUAACCCGCAAGUACGCUGCCCCGGAAUUGCACGAAUGGUCGCCACGCAGUUCUAA
This is a messenger RNA of Alternaria conjuncta, 591 nucleotides long. RefSeq lists its product as uncharacterized. Gene Ontology annotation, cellular component: cytoplasm. Gene Ontology annotation, molecular function: protein serine/threonine kinase activity; ATP binding. Bases 1 to 591 code for a protein of 196 amino acids. The record is from RefSeq and is a predicted model, not a curated record. Gene Ontology annotation, biological process: peptidyl-serine phosphorylation. NCBI's taxonomy places the organism in Eukaryota, Fungi, Ascomycota, Dothideomycetes, Pleosporales, Pleosporaceae. The transcript is spliced from 2 exons.